This is a messenger RNA of Schistosoma rodhaini, 1927 nucleotides long. The record is from the annotation of a GenBank genome assembly. Lineage: Eukaryota; Metazoa; Platyhelminthes; Trematoda; Strigeidida; Schistosomatidae.
AGGAAGUAUACAUAUAUACAUAGAUUUUAUAGUACAAUUAGUAUCUACUCAUUUCACAUUAUAACUCACUUUACUAACAUUUUACUAAUCGAUUUAAAUCGAAUCAUUGGUUACACUUGUGAUUAUUUCGAGAAAAAAAAACAGUUUACACCAUUUAUCUGAUUGGUCAUUAUGAAGAUGAAUGAAAAAAAUAAAAUAAAUUUUUCUCUGUCUCUCUAAACUAUAAUAUCAAUAUUUAUGCAUAUUGAUCAUUGAAUUUAUACAUGUUUGUUCAAUGUAGAUAAUAUGAACAUGAUUAUACUAUUCAUUUUUAUUUAAAGACUUUGAGCAUUCAAUAAAUCAUAUACACAAUUUAGAUUUUUAUUAAUUUGUACCCUCUAUUUUUUUCUUAUUCAAAUAACCACGAUAACAAAAAAACCAAAACCAAAACUCAAAUAAACAUCCUACUUUUAUUAUUGAAAUGUAAUAUGAAUAUAUAUAGAUGUAUCUAUACAAUGAGAUUGUAUAUAUUAUUUAAAUUAUAAUCUAAUCACAUUCAUUUAUUCAGUCAGUCAGUCAGUUACAACGUGGAACUUCGUACGUAGGCAGGAAUAAUCUAGUUAAAUUAAUGAUGAAUAAACAUUCAUUAACUACUAUUACACCACUAUUAUGUAUUACAAUACAUAUAGAAAAUUAUAUAGAAUUACAAAUUAAUGAUGAAUAUAAUUUACCAAUAUUACAAUAUCGUUAUGAACAAUAUUUUAAAAAUCCAUGGAAACAACCUAAAAAAUUAAUUAAAACUAAAUUAAUUUUAACUUAUACAUCAUUAAUAUUAAAAGAUGCAUCAUGGUGGCCAUUUCGUUUAGAAAAUUCUAUUAAUUAUAAUAAAAUACAAAAAUGUUUUAUUAUUAAUCAAAAAAAUUUAAAAUUUGCAAUUGGUUUAUAUGAUGAAAAUUAUAUUGAAAAACAAUUUAUUAUAAUUAAAACAAAAAAUAUUUAUGAUUUAGAAAAAUUAAUACAAUUUAUUGAUACACAAUUAUUAAUAUGGAAAUAUACUAUAAAUAAACAAAUUAAUUAUUCUUCUAAUCAAAGAGACAACACAACAAAUAAUAAACAAUUAAUAUCAUUUGAUAAAACAUUAAAUAGAAAAAAUUUAAUGAAUAAAAAAUAUACUACUCAUAAUAAAAAUGAUAACAAUAUAAUGAAUUCAUUAGAAAAUAAUAGUAGUAUAUUAGAUAUCGAUUAUAAUACUAAUAAUAAUAGUAAUAAUAAUAAUCCUCGGUAUUAUUCUCAACAAUGUGCUCAAGAUGAUAAUGAUUAUAAAUCAAUAUUACAAAUAUAUCCUAAUGUACAUAAUAAUGAUUUCUAUCAUGAUAAAAGAAUAAUUGAAACCAUUCCAAGUACAUCCAAUCAUUUUAAAUCUAAUAAUGAAUAUCAAAAACGACGAAUAAGAAAAGAAAAGGAAGGAUUCAGAAAAUUAAAGAAUAAACAUUGUCAAACAGAUUUAAUAUAUAUUGAUGAAAAUAAUAUAAAAUCAUGGGAAGUUGAUAUUAAACACGUACGUUAUGAUCCUAUACAAGGAAAUAUAUUAGAUGAUAAUGGUUCAGUUUAUUUAUAUUCUGCACAUGAAAUUGAUUAAUUUAUUUAAUAAAUAAUUAAUCAAUUUUUUGUUGUCAAGGGAUUUAUUAAGAUUAAAUAUGUUUUUAAUUCUGAUUUAAUAUUUUAGUGUAAUGAAUGGAUUAAUGAUUUGUUCAUUUUGUAUUUUAUUGACAACUAUAUAUUUCAUGUUUAUCAUAUUGACAUACUUUUUAAAGUGAUAUUCUAUAUCCGAAAAAAUUUCGCUGUAAUCUAUAUUCAUUAUUAAAUAAAUUGAGAUAAACAAAAUUGAGAUAAAUUGUUGUAUGCGUUGCUAAGUAAAUGUAAUAAAAAUAACUAUUGAGAUGUUUAA